Molecule: messenger RNA, 1665 nt
Organism: Ogataea philodendri
Lineage: Eukaryota; Fungi; Ascomycota; Pichiomycetes; Pichiales; Pichiaceae
Exons: 1
Coding region: 1-1665 (554 amino acids)
Biological process (GO): lactate catabolic process
Cellular component (GO): mitochondrion
Molecular function (GO): FAD binding; D-lactate dehydrogenase (NAD+) activity; D-lactate dehydrogenase (cytochrome) activity
Source: RefSeq, a predicted model, not a curated record
AUGUUUAUCAGAGCACAACGAACGGGAGUUUGGCGUGGAGUUCGGCGAUUUUAUUCGCAAAAGACGUAUUCUGGCGGCAACCGCGCUGUGAGAAGCGGUCUGGCCUUUCUGGGGACCGGAUUGGCCGCCUCAUACGCUACUUACGAGUACUUGAGAAAGUAUCCACCACCGGACGUAUUCCCCAAGGGGGCCACCACCGCGCUGCAGGAUCUGUCCCGGUCACCUGUGUAUGUGAGUGGGGGUGAUCUAGAGGUGGCGGUCGGGGAAAUUGGCCGGCUGCUACGGCCAGACCAAACUUCUUCCUCGGACGGUGAAAGAAGCGUCCAUUCGGACAACUCAUCGAAUUUCCACAAGCCGUCCGAGCACGAGCGGCCCGACCUUGUUGUGUUCCCGGAGUCUGUGGACGAGGUGGUUGCCGUGGUGAAAAUCUGCUCCAAAUACAAGAUCCCCAUGAUUCCGUACUCUGGCGGAACCUCGAUCGAGGGCCAUUUCAUCCCAACUAGGCGUGGGGUGUGCAUCGACGUCAGCCGCAUGAGCAAGGUGGUGGAACUGCACGAGGACGACCUGGACGUGGUGGUGGAGCCCGGGAUCGGGUGGCAGGAGCUGAACGCGUACCUGGACCCGCACGGGCUGAUGUUUGGUCCCGACCCGGGGCCUGGGGCGUGCAUUGGCGGGAUGGUGGCUACCAACUGCUCAGGUACGCGCGCCACACGGUACGGGACCAUGAAGGACAACGUGAUUGGGCUGAAGGUGGUGCUUUCUGACGGGACGGUGAUCAAAACCAAGAACCGGCCGCGCAAGUCGAGUGCCGGCUACAACCUCACGGGGCUGUUUGUGGGCAGCGAGGGCACUUUGGGCAUCAUUGUCGAGGCCACUUUGAAAGUGGCGGUGCAGCCGGAGAAUGAGGUGGUUGCCAUGGUGAACUUCAACACAUUGUCGGAGGCAGCACGCACGGUGACGGAGAUUUUCCGCCGCGGACUGCCCUUGAACGCGGUGGAACUCAUGGACGACCGUCAGAUGCGGUGUUUCUCCGAAAUGGGCACCGGCGACGGCAGAAAGUGGUCGGACAAGAACCUGCUGCUUUUCAAGCUGGGUGGCUCGAAAAACACCAUGAAGGACCAGAUCAACACGGUCAAGCAGAUCUGCAAGCAGAACGGCGGCUUUAACAUGGAGAUCGCCACCAAAGAUGCCGACAAGGACGAUAUCUGGCAGGCGCGCAAGACGCAGCUGUGGACGUCGAUCGACUGGGCAAGACGUCUGAUCCCCAACGCUCAGGCAUGGCCCACAGAUGUGGCUGUGCCGAUCUCGAAGCUGCCCGCGGUGAUCGAGCAGACUGUACACGAUAUCGAGUCGAACGGGCUGCUGACCACCGUGGUGGGCCAUGUUGGAGACGGCAACAUCCACGCGCUCGUGAUCUUUCCGCCUGAGAAGCGGGAAGUUGCCGAGAAGGUGGUGCACAACAUGGUGGCUCGGGCAAUUGCCAACGAGGGAACGGUUUCGGGCGAGCACGGCGUGGGCAUUGGCAAGCGCGAGUUCUUGGAGCAGGAGCUUGGACUCGACGCCGUCAACACCAUGAGACGGCUCAAGCUGGCAUUGGACCCAGAUCUGCUGUUCAACCCGGACAAGAUUUUCAAAGUGGACCCGAACGAGGCUGCCCGACACUAA